CGGCCGGGGGCGGCGAAUGCUGGGUCUGCGCGGGCGGUAGGCAACGGCUGAGGCGGCGGCGGCGGCGUGGGCUAGGCUCGAGCGGGCGGCGGCACCUCAGACUCCCGGGAGCGGGAGCCCACGCGGGCGGGCGCCUGAAACAAAGGGAAGCGAGGGUCAGGGCGCCGUGGGUGGGCGGUCAGUCGGUCAGCGCGGAGCCGGCCAGCGGUGCCCGCGCAAGCCCCGAGCCCGGCCGGCCGGCGCGGCCUCAGGGCGGGAAGAUGCCGCGCGUCGUGCCCGACCAGAGAAGCAAGUUCGAGAACGAGGAGUUCUUCAGGAAGCUGAGCCGCGAAUGUGAGAUUAAGUACACGGGCUUCAGGGACCGGCCCCACGAGGAGCGCCAGACGCGCUUCCUGAACGCCUGCCGCGACGGCCGCUCGGAAAUCGCUUUUGUGGCCACAGGAACCAAUCUGUCUCUCCAGUUUUUUCCGGCCAGCUGGCAGGGAGAACAGCGACAAACACCUAGCCGGGAGUAUGUCGACUUAGAAAGAGAAGCAGGCAAGAUUGAAGACCACAUUAUCCUUGGACUUAAGCCAUUGAGACGUUUUCAGGUGUAUUUGAAGGCUCCCAUGAUUCUGAAUGGAGUCUGUGUUAUCUGGAAAGGCUGGAUUGACCUCCAGAGACUGGAUGGUAUGGGCUGCCUGGAGUUUGAUGAGGAGCGAGCCCAGCAGGAGGAUGCAUUAGCACAACAGGCCUUUGAAGAGGCUCGGAGAAGGACACGUGAAUUCGAAGAUAGAGACAGGUCUCAUCGGGAGGAAAUGGAGGUGAGAGUUUCACAGCUGCUGGCAGUAACUGCCUCCGACCACCCUCCAACCUCUGUUCCAGUCGUAGCCUUCGGACCAGCUCAGCCAUCCUCUGCCUCCGGCGGGACCAACCAACACCGAUUUUUUGAGCUCAGGUCCUUACUGCCAUCAACCAUGAGCUCCCAGAUGGGUCAGAAUUAUUCUACUGAAGUGGUGGCCGCGGUCAACCACCUGGUCAACAUGUAUCUGCGGGCCUCAUACACCUACCUCUCUCUGGGUUUCUAUUUCGACCGCGACGAUGUGGCUCUGGAGGGCGUGUGCCACUUCUUCCUUGAGUUGGCAGAGGAGAAGCGUGAGGGCGCCAAGCGUCUCUUGAAGAUGCAAAACCAGCGCGGCAGCCGAGCCCUCUUCCAGGACUUGCAGAAGCCGUCCCACGAUGAAUGGGGCAACACCGUGGAGGCUAUGGAAGCUGCAAUGGCGCUGGAGAAGAAUCUGAACAAGGCCCUCUUAGAUCUGCAUGCCCUGGGUUCUGCCCACUCAGACCCUCAUCUUUGUGACUUCCUGGAGAACCACUUCCUAGAGGAGGAAGUGAAACACAUCAAGAAGAUGGGCGACCACCUGACCAACAUUCACAGGCUCUCUGGCCCCCAGGCUGGGCUGGGCGAGUAUCUCUUCCAAAGGCUCACCCUCAAGCGUGACUAGGAGCCUCUGCAGUCCAGCAGCCUUUGAGGAGCCCCUCUGGCAGCCCCCUGGUGUCAGAGCUUCUGCCUGAGCCUCUUCGUGCAGCCACUAAGUAGCUUUUUAACCACCCUGGAGCCCUCUCCCAAGCCGUGGACCAAAUAGAAACAAUAAAGCUUUUUGCAGCAAAAAAAAAAAAAUUGUACCCUAUUAUUUAAAUUAAUAUAAAAGUGUGUGUGUGUGUACACACAGAGACAGUGGUUAAGAGCCCAGACUCUAGAGCCAGACUGCAGGGUCUGUAUCUGGCUCUGCUGCUUACUUUGUUACCUUGGACAACUUAUUUCACCUUUCUGUGGCUGAGUUUCUUCAUCUAUAAAAUAGGGCUAAUAAUCAUGCCUAUUUCAUAGGGUCGUUUUGAGGAUUAAAUGAGUAAAAAUACAUGUGAAAGCACUUUUAGAGUAUGUGGCACUGACGAGUUGUCAGCUGCUAUUAUUGAUAUUGUUUCCUUUUGUGCCUCAAUAUUUUUUUAGAAUAAGUGAAAAAAAAAUCAAGCCCGCUCAGUGGUUAGUGUAUGAAGUAUUAUCUUUUGAUGAUUGAUAUUUCCCUUUGUCAGUGAGUGAAUUGAUCUGAUAGGAUGAUAGUAACUGAUGAUGUCCCCAAGAAUGCUUUUUAGCUAGAAGAGACAGGAGAGAUAUAAUAGAUUUGUUUUCUACAGAGCUUCUACAGUUCUUAUGAUCAGACUUCCCUCAGCAUUUUCUUGCAGAAUGCUUGUAUCUCUAAUAGUAAGAAGUUUUUAAAUGUAUAAUAUGCAUUUAUCUUAUACUUCAGAACCUUUUUGCUCAUGCUGUUUGUUCUCUGACCAAGAAUUUUCUUUUCUACCCAUUUGUCAAGGCCCAGCUCAAAUGUUAUCUGUUAGUCUCUUUUCCAGUCUUCUUAAUCAUAAUUAGCCCUUGCACGUCAUAGUUUCCAGAGCACUUAUUCUAUUAUUCUUACUGAACAAUAUAUUGAAACAAUUAAAAACUUGUCUGUCUUCCACUGUAUUUUGAUCCCCAAUGAGAUGGGACCCCUGAUAUUUUAACCCUCACAUUACCCACCACAGUGUCUUGUACAUUGUGUUUAGUUGUCAAAAGGAAAUCUUCAAAAACAGCCCCUGUCCUGCCUGUCUGAAAACUAGAGUUACAGGAUAGCCUGUAGGUUAGUUAAAGUGGAAUAAUAACGGGUUAAUCGUCUCUGGAAAGGUUUUAAAUGUUUAUAAUUUGUUGGCUUAUAUUAGGUAAGUGAUUAAGUAAUGAACCCCAACUGUGUUGUGCUGGAUUCUGCACUAGGGACUAGGAAAUAUAGAUGAAAAUGCAUGAUUUCUGUCCAUGAGCAACUAUCAGCAUUGAAGGAAAAUAGAUGUGUAAACAGGUAAUUGCAGUCUACUUUAGCAGCAGCCAUACCUAAUGGAGGUUCAGAAGGGGCACAGGGGCAGUGUAGAGGAAGCAGCGCUUACAUCUGCCUCUGCUUGGGGGAUUCCCAGGUGAAUACACCUGCAGGGAUUUGAAGGAAGAGUGUGAGUUUGCCAACUGGACAAGCCAGGGAAAGCAUUCUGGGCAGAAGGAACAGUAUAUGCAAAGAUGUGAAAAAGUAAGAGAUUUUGCCAUGUCAGAGGACGUGAUUAGUCAUUCUUUCUAGAGCAAGCUAACGUGACUUUAAAUGAAUGUAAGAAUUGUUUUAUAAAAAGUACUCUUCAGCUACGUUAUGUUUGAAGAAUAACUGUUUGACAAUUAAUGGAACAAUUAUUUAGGGAGUUUUUGUAUAUAUUUUGCUUUAAAUAAAAUUCUAGAUUAGUUGAGACUAAGAAUUGUCUUUUCUAAAAUGUUAGAUUGUUCUUAUAAAUUUUACUUGAAGAACGACAUUUUGGUGUGUGAGUUUAUGAACAAAAAUGUAGUCUGUUGGUAGAGGUGUCAAAUAAUUUCUUGCUCAGAUAGAUCGUUUCCAGUCAGUGAUUUGAGAGCAUGGGCUUUGUAGUCAGGCCUAGUUGAGAUUCUCACUCCAUCACUUGCCAAUCUCUUAAGUCCGUUUUCUCAUAGAAAAUUGUGAGAAUUAAAUGGAAAAAUGCUUAUAAAGCACUUAGUAUGGUGCUUGGUAUGUGUAUGCCUGCAGUAAAUAAUAGCUCUAAAGUACUUCUUUAGCACUAAAAGCUCUACUGCAAUGCUGGUUCCAGUUAAUUGAAUUAUCUGGCUAACAAGAACAUCCUUUUAGUUCUCUAAAGUGUAUCAGGGCACUUUCCCUACAUUAUGACCUACAGCAUAGAGAAAGUGGUUAGAUUUUCAUCAAUGAUUUAAGAUCCUGUAGUCCCUUAUGGCAAUAAUUUAAAACAUCAAUUCUUGUAGAGAACUGUCAUCUAGAAAAUCGGGCUAGACUCUGACUCCAGAGCUUGCACUGGCAGUCACUUAGGGGAGUUUUGGGUAUUCGUGUCUUUUGGCACUUUGCACAUGUAUAUUUUCAAUUCCUUCAAAAAAAUCCAGGGCCGGCCCCGUGGCUUAGCGGUUAAGUGCGCGCGCUCCGCUAUUGGCGGCCCGGGUUCGGAUCCCGGGCGCGCACCGACGCACCGCUUCUCCGGCCAUGCUGAGGCCACAUCCCACAUACAGCAACUAGAGGGAUGUGCAACUGUGACAUACAACUAUCUGCUGGGGCUUUGGGGAGAAAAAAAAAGGAGGAGGAUUGGCAAUAGAUGUUAGCUCAGAGCCGGUCUUCCUCAGCAAAAAGAGGAGGAUUAGCAUGGAUGUUAGCUCAGGGCUGAUCUCCCUCACAAAAAAAAAAAAAAUCCGUAACAAAUUGCUUAUGUCAGCUUAUUUUCUUGCAGUUCACCUCUUUUUUCCUAAUAGGAGAACAUUGGAGAAAAAUGUCGUUUCCACCUUGUAAUUCAGACAUCUACAGGGAGCUUUCUUUACAUCAUAUGAUGGAACAUUCAUUUUUUUUGUUUUUGGUUUUGUUUCUUAAAAAGUCACAAUUUUAUAAUAAAUGGUUUUCUUACAUUCAGCUGGGUAACAUUCUUAUUAGAGUUAAAGAAACUGAGGCUCUGAGAAGAAUUGACUUGCUCUCUUUCAAAUAGUUGGUUAAUGGAAGGAAGAUUGAAGGCUUAAACCAGUUUCCUAACCAAAAGAUCUCCGUAAAUACAGCCUAGCCCUGGGAAAUGAAUUUCCACAUCACCCAUAAAGAUGAUUCAGUUGAAAAGUAAAAUCUGCCAGGAGAGGUUGGAAACCGUUUUGCCUGGAAAAGAAAAAGCUGAGGCAGAACAGAAUAAUAAUGGUUCCAGUGGGUGGUCCUGAGGCCUGUCUAGAGACGAGGACCAAAGAGCAGUAGUAACUCGUGGGUGGCAGUAACCCAGUGAAUGGUGCUUAGAAGCUUGAGAUCCUGGCAGCACAGAGGCUUAGGGAUGUCCCGCCCCUGUUUGGAUAACCUCUGAGGCCUCUAGCCUUGCCAUGCUAAACUUGUAAUGGUUGUGCUCGUGAGCAUGUAACAUAAGUGUAAAGUUAAGGUUACGAACAGUGGGAAGCAGAACUGCAAGUGAUUAGUGGCCCAGGGGGUUUUAAUUUUCGC
Molecule: messenger RNA, 5045 nt
Organism: Diceros bicornis minor
Lineage: Eukaryota; Metazoa; Chordata; Mammalia; Perissodactyla; Rhinocerotidae
Gene: CBFB
Product: core-binding factor subunit beta
Exons: 7
Coding region: 261-1484 (407 amino acids)
Biological process (GO): regulation of transcription by RNA polymerase II; iron ion transport; intracellular iron ion homeostasis
Cellular component (GO): nucleus; cytoplasm; core-binding factor complex
Molecular function (GO): transcription coactivator activity; ferric iron binding; sequence-specific DNA binding
Source: RefSeq, a predicted model, not a curated record